UUAAAUAUAAUAUAACAAAAAUAAACUAUAUAAAGUCUAGAAUAGGAGGGCUCUAGAGUAUUCAUAAGGCUAAGAAGGACAUUUUUCUCUUUUCACUUCAACCCUUCAUUCCUCUUAGUCUAAAACAAAAUACUAAAUUCAAUGUAUCAAUUUAUAAACAUGUAGUCCAAAUCCAAGUUGUCAUUCAAGUUGUAUAUUAUAUGUAUUACAUAUUUUUUUUUAUAUAUAUAAUAUAAUCACAUAAAAAUAUUGUUGUUGUGAUUUUGUGUCUUGAAUUUAGCUUCUUUAUUUUUUAUGGUAUUGAUUGGGUUUUGGUUGAUUCAAUUUACCGACAAAAACCUUAGUUUGAUCUAGUUGGUUGUGAAAUUUGGAUUGUGAUUAUUGUUGGAAAUAAUAAUAAUAAUGGCUAAUGAAGGAAACAAAAGCAAUGAUUUCUAUUCAAUCUUGGGAUUGAAUAAGGAAUGCACUGAUUCAGAGUUAAGGAAUGCUUAUAAGAAACUUGCACUGAAAUGGCAUCCAGAUCGUUGUUCAGCUUCAGGGAAUGUGAAGUUUGUGGAAGAAGCUAAGAAGAAAUUUCAGGCUAUUCAAGAAGCCUAUUCUGUUUUAUCUGACGCGAACAAAAGAUUAAUGUACGAUGUUGGAGUUUAUGACAGUGAUGACGACGAAAACGGUAUGGGUGACUUCUUGAACGAAAUGGUUACAAUGAUGAGCCAAACUAAAUCUAAUGAAAAUGGAGAAGAGAGCUUUGAAGAGUUGCAACAAUUAUUUGAAGAUAUGUUUCAAUCGGAUAUUGGAUUAGGUGGAAGCACUUCUUUUACAGCUUCUAGUUGCUCUACUUCAUCUACUUUCAUGACUUAUAAUGAAAGUUCUAAUUCUAAUAAACGCAAUUCAACUCAAAUGAAUUGUGGAAAGGCAGAGGAUUCUUCUAGCUAUGAUGCCAAUUACCAGAACUUCUGUUUUGGGGUGAAACGCCUUCAAGAAGUUGUGAUGAAGGAAAACGAGGGAAUUCUAGAAGGAGGAGGUAGCCAUAGAAAAGAAAGAAAAGGAAGAAAGCAAAAAAUUUCAUAUGGUCAUGAUGUUUCUUCUAAUGACCAUCAUGGAAUAUCUACUAAUUAAUAAGAUUGAUGGCAUGUUGAUUAAUUAGUGUGUGAACCUUGUCAUUUUGUUAUGGGAACUCCACAAUGUUGACUUGUUACAACUAAAAUAUUAGGGUGAAGAGCAUAGUUUAUGUCAAUAGUAAGAAGUAAGUACUAGGGUAAGGAGGUCACAAAUGCAUUGAAUUUUGAUGGUAGUGGCACCUUUCAAACCAUUGUACUCCCAUGCUAGGAAUUUGAGUUCAAAUCUAUUUACAAGUCAUUUUGGUCUUUUUUAUUUA
Messenger RNA from Cicer arietinum (chickpea), 1375 nucleotides. The record is from RefSeq and is a predicted model, not a curated record. Lineage: Eukaryota; Viridiplantae; Streptophyta; Magnoliopsida; Fabales; Fabaceae.